Hyaena hyaena (striped hyena) is the source of this 940-nucleotide messenger RNA. RefSeq names its product dynactin subunit 6-like. The transcript has a single exon. Lineage: Eukaryota; Metazoa; Chordata; Mammalia; Carnivora; Hyaenidae. Gene Ontology annotation, biological process: mitotic spindle organization. Bases 4 to 576 code for a protein of 190 amino acids. Gene Ontology annotation, cellular component: dynactin complex. The record is from RefSeq and is a predicted model, not a curated record. Gene Ontology annotation, molecular function: dynein complex binding.
ACCAUGGCGGAGAAGGCUCAAAAGAGUGUGAAGAUUGCUCCUGGAGUAGUUGUAUGUGUAGAAAGUGAAAUCCGGGGUGAUGUAACCAUAGGACCUAGGACAGUGAUCCACCCUAAAGCACGGAUUAUUGCAGAAGCCGGACCAAUAGUGAUUGGUGAAGGUAACCUGAUAGAAGAACAGGCGCUUAUCAUAAAUGCUCACCCUGAUAAUAUCACCCCUGAUACUGAAGAUCCAGAACCAAAACCUAUGAUCAUUGGCACCAAUAAUGUGUUUGAAGUUGGCUGUUAUUCCCAAGCCAUGAAAAUGGGAGAUAAUAAUGUUAUUGAAUCAAAAGCAUAUGUGGGGAGAAACGUAAUCUUGACAAGUGGUUGCAUCAUCGGGGCUUGCUGUAACCUGAAUACAUUUGAGGUCAUCCCUGAGAAUACAGUGAUCUAUGGUGCAGACUGCCUUCGUCGGGUGCAGACUGAGCGACCACAGCCCCAGACACUACAGUUGGAUUUCCUGAUAAAAAUCUUGCCAAACUACCACCACCUAAAGAAGACUAUGAAAGGAAGCUCAACUCCAGUUAAGAACUAAGAACAAUAUAUGACAUCAAGUUAACAGUUUGUCUUUGACCACUGUCUUUUGAAAGAGCCACACUGUUUAUGUGCUCUUAGCAAUUCAUAGACUAAUACAUGUUGACUUUAUUUUAUAAAAUUGAGUCAGAGACGAAAGUAAUGGAUUUUCAUUGUAACUGUCCUCUGUAACAUACAUAAAUUAUUUUCCUAUAUCCUUGCUCCUUUUCUGAGUAUUUACAGGUUUGGUUUAUUUUUCUUUUGUCAUAUAAAAUGUUGGCCGUGAUUUUAGUUGUAUAAAAGACUCCUUGUGAUAAGAAAGGGCAUAUUCUUAUGUAUUUAUAUUCUAGCAUAUACUGUACUAAAUAAAAAUGCUAGUGACGGGA